Molecule: messenger RNA, 1077 nt
Organism: Neopelma chrysocephalum (saffron-crested tyrant-manakin)
Lineage: Eukaryota; Metazoa; Chordata; Aves; Passeriformes; Pipridae
Gene: IL12A
Product: interleukin 12A
Exons: 5
Coding region: 1-822 (273 amino acids)
Biological process (GO): immune response
Cellular component (GO): extracellular region
Molecular function (GO): growth factor activity; interleukin-12 receptor binding
Source: RefSeq, a predicted model, not a curated record
AUGGAGCGGAGCGGCAGCACCGGGAGCGGCUCCGGCAUCACCGGGAUCACCGGGAUCAUCGGGAUCAUUGGGAAUACCGGGAGCGGGCGGGCAGCGCCGCCUGGCGGCCCGCGGGGGGCACUGCUGCCCGCGCUCUGCCUGCUCCUGGCGCUGCUCCCGCUGCCCCCGGCCCGGGCACUGCCCACCCCACCCGGGGCACUGCACACCCCACCCCCGGCGCUGAACCGCUCCAGGGAGCUGCUGGAGGCCGCCGACGCCUCCCUCCAAAGGCUGAAGUUUACCCAGGAACUUGGCGACCUGGGAUUUGAAUGUACCCUUGAAGAGGUUGAUCUUGAAGAUAUCACUAAGAACCAAAUAAACACAACAAAAGCUUGCACAUCUGAAGAUCCAGGGACUGGGAACUGUCCAGCACUGGAAAGAUCAACUUUUGAUAAGAGAAAAUGCCUGCAGGGCAUCUAUGAGGAUCUGAGUGCCUACAGGGCAGAGCUCAACAACUUCCAAGAUCACAAAGUGCUGGCAAGUCUCGAGGAGAUGAUGAAAGUGAGUAUUUUCUGCCUCCUCCCCCUCCUCAGAGACCUCAAAACCAGAGUAAAUACAGAACCCUGUGGAGGUUUUGGGAUGGGUGGGAUGGUUGUAAAACCCCUUUCCCUGUUCCAGGCCCUGGACAGCAGCCGGAACGUUCCGGAGCCGCUGGCGGGAGCGGGACCGGCGUCAUUCCAGGAGAGGCUGCGGCUGUGCUGGGUGCUCCAGGCCCUCCGGAUCCGCUCCCUCACCAUCUCCAGGAUGAUGAACUUCCUGAGCUCCCCGGAGAGCUCCCUGUGAGCACCCUCAGCAAAUCCACCCAAGGAUUCCUCGGAGAGAAAAAAAAACAGUGGGAUCAACCCCCUGCCACGUGCUGGGGGGGGUUUAAAAGGAAUUUUUAAUAGUCACAGUUUCCAUAAAUGAUUUUUUUUAGGGAGCUGUGCCAGUGCCUUUGGAACUGUGAUGUUAAACUUCUACAUUUCUAGGAAAUAAGCUAGAUUUUAGCACCGACUGUAAUUUAUCAUAUUUUAUUUAUUCAGCUUAUUUUUCCCCAGU